UAUGAGUCCCAGCUUUAUCCAAGUUAUCGUCUCUGUUCAAGAUUUACCCUAAUGUCGUCUCGUCGAGAGGGUCGUGAUUCCGACUCGAAAUGUCACCGUUCUCGGUUCGAUCAAGAACCCAGUCCAAAGAGAUCAAGGAAACACAGUAGACAAGAAACUGAGAGGCCACCUACCACACACAAUUUAGAUAGUGGAAACAAUUCAGAACGGGAUUUAAAACACCAUCGCCGUCUGCAAGAUGCUGUGCCUCUUGAUGCUCCGUCAGUGCAAGAUUCGAAGUCAGAAAGAACUCCAAGGAAACCAUCUGAGAACGUAGCAGCUAAAGAUGAUGGGAUCAAAGAUUCUUCUGAUCCCAAUGAAGGAUCUCGCCAUCGAUCAUCCAAACACUCUACAAAUCCAUCAGUAGUACCUCGUUCUACCUCAUUUUUUCAGCACGAUGAGCGUGGUAGUGCUGGGCAAGUUGAUCGAAGCUUCAGGCAUAAGGCAGCAACUGAGCGAGGAUGGUGGAAAGAUGCAAAAGAGACGUCGAACAGAGCCACAACAAAUGAUAAGCAGAUGAAUGAUGAGAAGAGCAAAGUUUCAGGCAGGCAAAAUGAUGUUUGGCGCCAUGACAGGUACUUUGAAGUAAAGGAAGAUCCUAAACCACCUGUGAAGAAAAGGUCAUUUAGGGAGGAAAAGAUCCCAGUGGAUACUGAGAAAGUUGAGAAAGCUGCAAUGGAGCUUGUUAAGCCUAAUCCUUCUCACCCUGAAGUAGAUGGCGAAAGAAAGAAUGAAAGAACUGACCACAUGUCACGCCAUCCUGGUAGAUAUGAGAGACCAUUUACUGGUGAGAGGUAUGCAAACAGGGGUGAAACAUGGAGGGGCAAAUUUCCAUCAAGAGACAGGUACCAUGGCAAUAGUGAUCACAGGGGGAGAGACAGAUUCAGUUCAAGGCAAGGACCUAAUCCAAGUAAGGUGGUUGAAAAGUGGAAACACGAUCUUUAUGAUGAGGCAAACAAGAAUCCUACUCCGAAGAAUGAAGAAGAUCAAAUAGCAAAAAUUGAAGCACUAUUGUCUUCAUAGGUCUUGCAGUAAAGUGAGUGGUAGUUCCUGUUUCUUUUGUUGGUUGAAAAAGGUAGGGGGGUCAUUACUGAUGAUCAAAGUUAUUGCUGUACAAUCCUCUCAAUUUUGAUUUUAGGCAAUGCUAAUUUGUAUCUGUUGCUUGGAUUUGUGUUUGGGG
This is a messenger RNA of Solanum verrucosum, 1219 nucleotides long. RefSeq lists its product as uncharacterized. Gene Ontology annotation, biological process: mRNA processing. The record is from RefSeq and is a predicted model, not a curated record. The transcript has 4 exons. Gene Ontology annotation, molecular function: mRNA binding. Gene Ontology annotation, cellular component: exon-exon junction complex. Bases 52 to 1062 code for a protein of 336 amino acids. Lineage: Eukaryota; Viridiplantae; Streptophyta; Magnoliopsida; Solanales; Solanaceae.